CAUUUCUUCCCAUUUUCUUCUUCAAUUCCUCUCUUUUCUUUCCUCCGGCGACCUUCUCCGGCAUCUCAUCGGAAAAUCCCACCGGAAAAUUAUAUCUUCAAAAAUUCACCAUUCUCUUCUCACCAUUGUUACUUCCACUUUUUUCAAGUAACAAAGUUCACAUAACCCUUUUCUAGUUUCUUCUUAUUCACUUCAUCAAUCACAUUGCAAAGCCAUUAAUUUUAGACCCUUUUGAAAGAAUUUCAAUAAAAACCAUUUCUUUCCUUCUGGGUGUUCUUCAUUCUGCAGCCUUAUAUGGAUGCACCUUAAAUGCAAUGUAAUAAAACAUUGCCUUGUCUGAUAGGGUGGAAUUCACUGCCUUAUAUUCUGGCUUCAGUGUUCAGAAAUAAAUUUAUUGUGUAGUCAAUGCUUUUUAUUUGAUUAGCAUUUAUUUCAUGGUUGAAAGAUCCUAACUUUAAGCAUCAACAACAUUUGUGAAUUUAUUAAGCAUCACAAAAUUCAAGGCUUUGUUUGUUAUAUUAUAUAUCUAUUUAUUGUUAUUUUUUAUAUUUUUUAAGGGUUUGAUUAUUGAAGAAGAGUGAAGCUCAAGCAAGUAAUUGGAAUGUGAGAAGAAUUUAAGUUAAUCAAUAAUGUUGUUGAGGUUAACAAAAGUAUCUGAUGGAAAAAGUGAUCAUUGUGAUAGUGAAGAGAUGGAGAUGGGAUUCAAUGUUUUGAGUGAUGGUGAAGUUAUGAAGUCGAAGAGAUUUAUUGUAAAGCCUAGGAUCAAAGUGUGGAUGGCACGUGCCGUUACUACUGUGAUUAUUUGGUCUUGUGUUGUUCAGUUGAUAGCAAUUGGAGAGUUUUGGGGUCCAAGGUUGUUGAAGGGUAUGCCUUAUUGUUUUAGCCACCUAGAAGAACCUUCAAUUGUAACUAAGGUCAUUGUUCCAGCUAAGGUUGUGUUUCCACCAAAAAGGAUUUAUAAAAAUAAUGGUUAUCUUAUGGUUUCCUGCAAUGGAGGACUCAACCAAAUGAGAGCAGCAAUAUGUGACAUGGUUGCUAUUGCAAGACAUUUAAAUGUCACUCUCAUAGUUCCAGAGCUCGAUAAAUCGUCUUUCUGGGCUGAUCCAAGUGAGUUCCAAGACAUAUUUGAUGUAGAUAAUUUCAUUGCAUCAUUGAGAGAUGAAGUUAGAAUAUUAAAGCAACUACCACCUAGGCUCAAGAGAAGAGUUGAAUUAGGACUGUCUUACUCAUUGCCCCCGAUUAGUUGGUCGGAUAUUUCAUACUACGAAAAACAGAUCCUUCCUCUGCUACGGAAACACAAGGUUGUGCACCUAAAUAGGACUGAUGCCCGACUCGCUAACAAUGGAUUACCUAUCGAGAUUCAAAAGUUGAGAUGCCGAGUAAAUUUCAAUGCUUUGAGGUUUACUUCUCAAAUAGAACAACUUGGUAAAAAGAUAGUAAGGAUUUUGAGGGAAAGAGGACCUUUUCUUGUACUUCAUCUUAGAUAUGAGAUGGACAUGUUGGCUUUCUCUGGCUGCACUCAUGGAUGUGACGACAGCGAGGUUGAGGAACUGACAAGAAUGAGAUAUGCUUAUCCUUGGUGGAAGGAAAAAGUAAUAAAUUCCGAGCUUAAGAGGAAUGAUGGUUUAUGUCCGUUGACACCUGAGGAAACUGCUCUAAUACUGAAAGCACUGGACAUAGAUCAAAAUAUUCAAAUUUAUAUUGCUGCCGGAGAAAUAUUUGGCGGAGAGAGAAGAAUGGCACGUUUACGAGCCACUUAUCCCAACCUGGUAAGGAAGGAAACUCUGCUGGAACCUUCGGAGUUGAUGUAUUUCCAAAACCACUCAUCACAAAUGGCUGCAUUAGAUUAUCUUGUGUCUCUAGAGAGUGAUAUAUUUGUUCCAACAUAUGAUGGAAACAUGGCUAAAGUUGUCGAAGGCCAUAGAAGAUUCCUAGGUUUCAAAAGGACUAUACUACUUGAUAGAAAGCAUGUGGUGCCCCUCAUAGACCUAUAUACCAAUAAGUCAUUAAGUUGGGAUGCUUUUUCCAUUAAGGUGAAGAAAGUUCAUGCCAAGAGGAUGGGAAACCCUAAAAGAAGAGUUAUCAUCCCAAAUAGACCCAAAGAAGAAGACUAUUUUUAUUCCAACCCUCAUGAAUGCUUACCACUUCAAGAUGUAUCAUUGACAAUGACAUGAUCUUAGCUAAAAGCAUGCCUGAUUUAUUCACCGUCCUCCUUUCGAGUUAUUCUUCACUAGAAUUACAAUGGUUUAAGUAUGUUUUUAGUCCCACAAUUCACUUGCGAUUUCUUCUUAGUCUACACGAAAACAUUUUUUUGUUCUCAAUUCUUGAAAAUAGAAAGUUUUUCCUUUUGUCUGUGUUAUUUAGUUUUAGUUCAUAUUAAAUUAGUCCUUGUAAUAUAUGGACAUUCGUCCCUAAAAUAUGACAUCAAUUUCUUUUUACAAGGACUAAUUCAAUGUGAUUAAGGUAUUACACAAACUAAAACAAAAUAGCAGGGACUAAAAACAAAAUUUAAUUUUUCAGGGACUCAGACUGAAACCUGAAGAAAACAUAUUUGCGGGAAGAAAAACAUAUUUACACCAAAAAAAAUUAGAUAAAUUUUAUGUUUUGAGGAACAAGUUCUAUUUAUGUAAAGCAGUAGCAAAGUUGAGUUGUAUCUUGUGUACAUUGUAAAGAAAAGCAAAAGAUGAACACUUUUAUAA
Messenger RNA from Trifolium pratense (red clover), 2699 nucleotides. Its product is annotated as rhamnogalacturonan I rhamnosyltransferase 1. The record is from RefSeq and is a predicted model, not a curated record. Gene Ontology annotation, cellular component: cytoplasm. The transcript is spliced from 9 exons. Bases 630 to 2174 code for a protein of 514 amino acids. Lineage: Eukaryota; Viridiplantae; Streptophyta; Magnoliopsida; Fabales; Fabaceae.